UCUUUGGGGACGUUCGUCGAGCACGUUCAAUGCACCCAAGAGGUCAACAAGCUACUGGCCAAGGGGUCUGCAAUUGCUCGCCUGAGACCUCCACAGCCAAACGCCGGCAUCCCAGGCUUCUGGAGAAAUGAGGAAACAAGUAUAGAGUCCGUGAAGAAGUUCUUGGAGAAAGAAGGUGAAAUGGCAAUGACAAUGGAUGGGCUGCCAGACAAGUUCUUUGAGUCCUUUAUCAUGAAAGGCAUUAAAGUUGAUCUCCUUGAACCCGGUCGUAUUGUUUACUCCUUCAAAGUAACCCCUCGUUUGCUGAAAGGAGGCAAUUUCAUGCAUGGUGCAGCCUAUGCUUACCCUGGUGAGGAAGUUGAGAUUGAGGCCAAAGCUUUACGAGUUUGGAAGGCAGUUGGUGUUGCCAGUGUUGAGUUAAGGAAGAAGAAGACAUGUAAAAUUAUAGCUCAAGGCCGUCAUACCAAGUACCUUGCUUUCGCUAACAAAAUAUGAACAGC
Molecule: messenger RNA, 500 nt
Organism: Prunus avium (sweet cherry)
Lineage: Eukaryota; Viridiplantae; Streptophyta; Magnoliopsida; Rosales; Rosaceae
Source: RefSeq, a predicted model, not a curated record